CAAUGCCGCCAACGACAACAACAAAACUUCUUCUCCCGCGACUUAUACAAAAGGGGUUCUCCCAGCUCCUUCUCCCACCCUCAUAUACAUUUUCUUUCAUUCAGUGGUCCAUCUCUCAAAAAUAACAUCUCCCUACACAGUAUAACUCCAAUCAACACACCCACCCACCCACAAAAACAAUGAAAACCAUCGACGACUCCGACGAAGACCCCUCUUCCUUCUGGGGCAAAAUGGAAUACGCCCGCGUCAAACCUUUUGCCGCCCAAUUCUAUUCUCCCGAUUACAUCGAGAAGUACCCCUUCGAUUCCCUCGACCCUUCCUAUGCCAACAAGCUCGAUCUCUCUUUCGCCGCUCUCUCGCCCGCCGAACAAUUCCUGCGUUUACCCAAGGGAAUCGUCGAAAACACGGAUGGAUACCUCUCUGAGGGCGACCUGGAGAAAAUGCUUACUCGACCAAGUUUUCUUGCUUGAAAGAUGUUUGAGAUAGGAUUAGGCAGUCCACUUCUUCGCACCAAUCACUCAGUUCCUCUCACAAUGAUUUGCUUGAUCUUGGAAGGCACUCGUGGCCGAGCACCGGCGAGCUGAAUGAAUCAUGAUUUGAAAGUGAUUUCUGGGACCCAAACAUAUGGGAAAGUUCUUGAUUCUGCGAAAGAGAAGACUGGCCAAAGACCUGGGGGACUUGGGUUCUUCUCGUGACCAACCAGGCUCCCAUACAGUAAGUCGCCUUGGGAAUGGCUUCCUCGUCAGUCCUGAGCUCUUUCCGUGCCAGCCAUCACCGCGAUAGUUUCCUUCCACUUUACAGGAUGUGCCUUCUGCUGUUGUCUAUCUUCAAAGUGGGGUGGGGAGUUGUUAGUGCAGGUACUGCCGCAGUCCGAUAGUUCACCCUCGAACAGCACUUUGCCCUGUGGACGCAAAC
Messenger RNA from Neurospora crassa OR74A, 915 nucleotides. RefSeq lists its product as hypothetical. NCBI's taxonomy places the organism in Eukaryota, Fungi, Ascomycota, Sordariomycetes, Sordariales, Sordariaceae. The transcript has a single exon. The coding region runs from base 180 to 470 and encodes 96 amino acids. The record is from RefSeq and is a predicted model, not a curated record.